Molecule: messenger RNA, 3957 nt
Organism: Exophiala mesophila
Lineage: Eukaryota; Fungi; Ascomycota; Eurotiomycetes; Chaetothyriales; Herpotrichiellaceae
Exons: 3
Coding region: 528-3206 (892 amino acids)
Biological process (GO): intracellular signal transduction; protein phosphorylation; regulation of MAPK cascade
Cellular component (GO): cytoplasm
Molecular function (GO): protein serine/threonine kinase activity; ATP binding
Source: RefSeq, a predicted model, not a curated record
UUCACCGACUUGCAACGACACCGUCCCUGGCUCAACUCUGUCUACAACCCAUAUUAAAUUACUACUCCGUACGUUUUCGACGCUGAGAGAUCAACCAUAAUAAAAGUGCAAAACGAGAACCCAGACACAGAUCCAAGACAAGAUAGCGACGGCGUUUGUGUAGACCGUGCACCGCGGCAAGCGGAUCAAAGCGCGCCUGGACCAGUCUUGCUCCGCUCUACGGGCCCAAUCCUCCUUUGCUGUUCUCGUCGUCCUCCGCUUCAGCAGAAUUCGAAUCGCAGUGACACCGACAUCCUUCGACAAUCAACCCUUCAUCUCCUCACACGCCUUCAUACCCGCUCCUCAGGCCCUUUCAUACUCAUCCUCACCAUUCUCGACCUGCGCCAACUUCAGCCCGCAUGCUGUUCCGCGUCGAAUCUCCUCAGCCACGUCUGCCCUGGUGCUGAGUACAGAUUUGCCCGACACCUCCUGUUUGACAAUCCUCUCCUACACGUACCCACCCCCCUUCGAGCUCGAUCCUGUCAACCAUGGCCACCAGCCAGGAAAAACCUUUCUACAGCGCGGGUCAAUUCAUGAAUCCAGGCCCUGCACCCAGACCCCCAGUUGAUCGACCCCGGCACCUCGAUCUACAACGCUCUCAAACUUCGAUAUCCUCCAUUCCAAGCAACACUUUCGAGUCCAUGUCCAUAUCUGCAGGCCCCGCCUCUCCAGCAAUCACCGCUUCCACGCCCAGUGCGCCAUACUUUUCCAAUGCCAGUUCUUUGUCCUUGUCCACCAUCGGCAAAUCCUCUGGCCCCGUGACAAUCAUCAAGGAAGGUCAUGUCCGCUGCAAAGAAGACAAGUUUCUCUCCCAAUGGAACCAGCGAUAUCUCAUUCUACGCGAGUUCCGCUUGGACUUUAUGAAAAGCGAAAAUGGCAAAUUAAUGCAAUCAAUCCAACUCAAUACCGUCACCGGCGUCACACGUUCUGAGGAGACUCGGAUGGCCUUUGAGAUCGUCCGCAUUGCCAAUCCCAAAGAUGCAUCUGGCAAGGUGGUUCUCUCUCGCGAUAUUCCCACUCGCACUAUCACUUGUGAAGUCCGCAAUGAUGACGAGAUCUAUGAUUGGAUCGAUAAAAUCUACGAGCGAUGCCCAGGUAUGGGUGGUGUUAGCAACCCCACCAACUUUAGCCAUCGUAUCCAUGUAGGAUUUGAUCCGCAGACUGGUGGUUUUGUUGGCUUGCCCCAGGAGUGGGAGAAGCUUUUGAACAAUUCUGCCAUCACACGGGAUGAUUAUAAAAAGAACCCUCAAGCCGUCAUUGAGGUUCUUCAAUUCUAUUCCGACCAAAAGGCUCGAGAGCAACACCCUGAAAUCUAUUCCCCUGGGAUGAACACUCCCCCCGCCACCUCUCAAUCUAAUAAACAACUCGGUUUCCCCACCGGCGGCAACAAUGUCGCCCCCCCACGACCUGGGGCGCCUCUAGAUCCUCUGCGUUACAAUGGCACUCAGUUAGGGAACAAAUUUCAAGAAGCUCCAGCCCGGACAGCUACCCCACCGUCAAAACCACCAAUGCAGAGAUCUCAAACUGACAAAGGCUCAUAUGACAUGGAAGCUGACGCUGCCCGCAUCAAGGAAAUUGCAAUGCAGGAGCAGAAGCGUCGACAGGCCGAAGCAGACAGCAAAAGGGCCGCCGACAGACAACGGGAGAAGGAACGAUUCGAGGAGCAAUCAAGAAGGGAGCAAGAAGCUUACAAUGCCUCUUUGCCCAAGACGAAACCUUCCCUAGCGCAACAGGAGCUUGGAGGUUAUGGCGGCAGUCCAGAUCGAACCCCAAAUCGACCAGAUCCCAGGUUUAAUCCCGCCAGAACAGCUCCUUCGGCUCCGCAAACAGCAUCAUCGCGACAACAAGCACCUAUCGCCCAGAGGCCCGCUCCGUCCGCUCCUACUAGUGCCAACCAGAAAACCAUUCCUCAAUCGUCUUCAGCACCUCAGGCGUCUCUGCGGUCCCCCGAGAUCAGAGAUCGUGAUCGACAACCAUCUCCCAGCGCUCGGUACCAGCCAGAGAGAGAAGCUCCCCGUGCAAACACGAACCCCAAAGCGCUGGUGAAUGGCGCCAAUGGCCAGUCUCCUGCCCGGUCCCCGGGCUCAGUGCAACAGCCCAAGCCUUUGAAUGUUGCUAAGCAGCCACAGGCUAAGCCGGCCGUUGACCCUCGUAAAGAAGCUGAGAUCGCUCUGACGGCUAAGAAACCGGUGGAAGAGCGAGCAAAGGAGGUCCGCAUGUCAAGCAUGAGCGAAAGCGAAGUCAUGGCCAAGCUUAAACAAGUCGUUUCCAAGGACAACCCCCUCGAAUCUUACAGCAAACAGAAAAAGAUUGGCCAGGGCGCUUCCGGCUCUGUUUACGUCGCUAGGGUUAAGGAGAGUGCUACCUCAGCGGUGGCCCGAGAGUUGCAUCGAACACAUGGACCCAAGGGCCAGGUGGCAAUCAAGCAGAUGGACCUCCGCAACCAACCCCGCAAAGAGUUGAUCGUUAACGAAAUCAUUGUGAUGAAGGACUCGAAGCACCCCAACAUUGUCAAUUUUCUCGACUCGUUUCUGCAGGAGCAAAAUAAUGAAUUAUGGGUUGUUAUGGAGUUUAUGGAGGGGGGUGCCCUCACCGACGUGAUCGACAACAACCCCGUCAUUACUGAAGAUCAGAUUUCGACGAUUUGCUUCGAGACUUGCAAAGGUUUGGCACAUUUACACUCCCAGGACAUCAUCCACAGAGACAUCAAGAGUGACAAUGUGUUGCUCGACCGCGUCGGCAAUGUCAAAAUUACCGACUUUGGUUUUUGUGCUAAGCUCACCGAGUCUAAGAGCAAGCGAGCGACGAUGGUGGGGACGCCAUACUGGAUGGCCCCAGAGGUUGUUAAGCAAAAGGAAUAUGGCUCCAAAGUGGAUAUCUGGUCUCUCGGAAUCAUGGCGAUCGAGAUGAUUGAGUCUGAGCCACCAUAUCUCAACGAGGAGCCCCUGAAAGCCCUUUUCUUGAUUGCCACCAACGGCACACCACGUCUGAAAAAUCCCAACAAGCUUUCACGCGAACUCAAGGGAUUCUUGAGCGUCUGUCUGUGUGUGGACGUGCGAAGCAGAGCGAGUGCGGAUGAACUGCUCCGGAAUGACUUUAUGCGCAUGGGAUGCAGCCUUGCGAGCCUGAGUGAGUUGCUCAAAUGGCGUGAGAAGGGCCGACAGUGAAUGCAUUUGAGACGAGAGUGAAAGGCCACAGCAGCCGGUUUGGAGCGAAGCAAUGAGCGAUAAUGAUUGGCAAGCCGCCUUCCAACUUUCUUGGAUAGUGAGCGGUCUUCCUGAAGAGGAUGUGCGGUACGAGACUGGGUCUUUCAAGAGGCCAUGGGCGCCAUGACUUUGGCUACGUGCAUCCAAUCACACAAACAAACACACACACAGUGAAGCCAUCGGGUUAGGUUUGGGAUCAUCUGCUCAUAUCUGGGACUCUGGACACUCAAACAAGGCAAGACACGGCGAUGAUCACAUGUCUGGUCACAUGACUACGCACUUGAGGAUUGACGUGGAAAGGAUAAUGAUUUAUGGCGAAGGGGAAUGUUGAAAGAGGAAUCAGCUUGGGCAGAGCCCCGCUGCUAAUUACGUUCUUGAUUUAAAUUCACUGUGGCUGGCAGCCUUGACCAGGACAUGGGAGUCAGUAAUUCGCUUCCAGCACCGGGGAAAGGACAGGACUGGCCCAAAAGUGACGAUGAGACGAAUUCCAUGAAGACCAGGAACGAGAGCAUAUAUUUCGAAAAUCAGUCAAGUGAUAUCGCACACUGGAUAGAUACAAACUCUGCAUAUUGUUUAUGCAUGGGAAAGAGAUGGCGGUAAAGAGGGCCAUUGCUCAAAGACUUUCUCGGUUCUUGAGAGAGGGAGCACAUGUGGAGGGAUAUGAGGACACCCGCAUAGUUUUCAGUGAUAGUGUUGAUUCAGAUUCAGUACA